Molecule: messenger RNA, 3540 nt
Organism: Carassius gibelio (silver crucian carp)
Lineage: Eukaryota; Metazoa; Chordata; Actinopteri; Cypriniformes; Cyprinidae
Product: MICAL-like protein 2
Exons: 18
Coding region: 182-2626 (814 amino acids)
Molecular function (GO): protein binding
Source: RefSeq, a predicted model, not a curated record
GCUGUGCUGAAGUGAAGAGCUCUGAGGAGACGAGGGUUACAGUUUUUACUCCCUUUCACUUGGAUUUUCCCUCAGAGUCUCCACAGUCUUUUAUUUCCAAGCUCCGUUGUUUCGUCGAACAAACGACGUGUUUCUCUUCCUGUCAUUUAAUAGACUCAAUCUGCCGUGCGUUUUGGCGAGGAUGACGGCGAUCAAGGCGCUUCAGCAGUGGUGUAAGGUUCAGUGCGAGGGGUACAGAGAUGUGACCAUCAGCAACAUGAGCACCUCUUUCAGAGACGGACUCGCCUUCUGCGCUCUCGUCCACAAGUUCAGACCGGACCUCAUAAACUUUGAGUCCCUCUCCAAAGACGAUGUGUAUUACAACAAUCACUUGGCGUUCCGUGUGGCUGAAGAUCAUCUGGGAAUCCCAGCUCUUCUGGAUGCAGAGGACAUGGUGGCUUUGCCUGUCCCAGACAGACUCAGCAUCCUCACAUAUGUCUCGCAAUACUAUAAUUACUUCCACGGCCGCUCGCCAAUCGGGGGAGUAGGAGGUAUCAAACGACAUGCUGAGGUCUCAAAGGGGACGCCAUCAGAGAAGAAGAAUCAGCCUGUGGUUGCCAAAAACCACAAUCUUAAAACAAACACAGAGAACCGUCCUCCUCGAACUGAAAUGCCAAAAAAUAUCAGCGACCACCGUCCUACAUCUAUUAACAUCCAGAAAAGUGCUCCAGAGAAGCACAUUGUAGCUACUCCAGCUCGGCAGACUGGCACAGACCGGCAGAAAUCUCCAGGGCCAAAAUGUGUUCAGGCGCCCGGCACGCCACUCAGAGCGAGAUCUCCACAGCCACACCGAGACGCUGAGAAGAAAGCUGUUUUGGUGGAGAAUUCAAAUAAAAGUGGCACGCUGAACAGUGUUUGUGCAGUAUGUGGAAAUCAUGUACAUCUGGUCCAGAGACACCUGGUGGAUGGAAAACUCUACCACCGGAGCUGCUUUAAGUGUAGUGUAUGCUAUGGCACACUGAAAUCUGGGGCAUAUAAACUGGGAGCAGACAAUGGCUCACUGGUCUGCAUCAUUCACCAACAUGGCCAAAAUGAUUUCAAGCCUACUGUUCAGCCUUGUGAGAGCAGUGGCUUUACGCUUACUGAUUUGGUAUCCAAAUCUGACCGUGGCGAUCAGCCAUCUUCCAAGCGCUACACAUCUGUACUAUCUGCACCAAUCAAAGCUGUGCCCCGACCCGUGGAGCUCAGUCUUGCUCCGCAGUCAUGGACCGCCUCUGCUCAGAGGACUCAGGAAGCCAGGCAGAAGUUUUUCCAGUCCUGUGGUCCUUCAGCAGAGCAUCGAUCCACCACAAGACAGCAGUCAGGCCCCUCAGAGUCCUGCACCAAUCAGAACACGAGUCUGAAGAUGGAGGAGAAAGACCCAACCAAUGCACUGACAAAUGGAAAACUAUUUGAAGGAAACACGAAUAACAACAAUGCGCUUAAUUCUGACCCAGGAGCACAGAGGCAGAUAAAAAUCAGAUGCUCUUCCGCUGAAGUAUCUGGCUGGAGGCAGGAGUUACACGGACGAGAUGCAACAGGAAGGAGCUCCUAUCAGGUCACUUCAACCAGCUCUGCUACCAGCAAUAGUGGCAUGAGCACCAAAGUAUCCCUCUACCUCAGUGCCAUCAGCAAGGAGCGCAACAGACCUCCAUCCCUGCUGCUCUCUACUGCCAAAGCCAAAGACGUUCAGAGCUGCGAAGCCCCAACUGACUGGAGAUCAAAGCCAAAGGCAGUUCCAAAUGGACCAAGACUCAACAGGCGGAUGCCUCCUGUCUCCCCCAUAGUGUUUGACUGCCUCAGAGUGCAUCCUCUUACUCUAUCCCCAAUCCUCACCAGUCCUAAGGAGUGCUCCUCUUGUUACUCCAACAGUUCUGUUGAGACCUAUGAUGUUCAGGGUUCUAAAGGUCCUGACUGUUCAUUGUCCUCAUGUAUUUUGCGCUCUCAGUCCUGUCACAAACCUUCAUCUCCAAAACAACCUCGCUGCUGGUCGGUGACAUCAAGUUACGACAAUGGAAAGAUUUCAUCGAAAAAUGGCUUGCCCACAAUAAAGCCUUGCCACAUCACACCAGAUCAGAUCUCAAUAGAGUUGCAGGACAUUGAGAACAAGCUGUACAAUCUGGAGAACGAAGGGGUGGAGUUAGAGAGGAGACUUCGCAUUUAUGAAGAAGAGGGUCAUGGAGACCUGCUGUUGGAUCCCUUGGUGGUGGACUGGUUUGACCUGAUUGGGAAAAAACAAAGCUACAUACUGAGGGAGUCAGAGUUGAUGUACACUUUCUCAAUCUGUUUCGGAGCAAGAACACAUGAUCUGGAGGAGCAACAGCCUGGAGUAGAAGGAGAGCUCAGGAGAUUGAUCGGUAAACCAGAACUAGUCAAGACUCUGGGUGAGAAGAAGAGGGAAACUGUGCUGUUGAACAGACUGCAGAUGGUAAAUGACAGGAAGGCCAUUGUUGAAGGGCUGGAGGAGGACAGGAUAAGGGAGAAGGAAGAUCAACAGACAUUGAAUGAGAUGAUGCAAAGACUGGGUCUUCAGAAGUUUAAAAACAAAUGCAAGUCAUCCUUCUCAAAGUUAUUUAGACGCAGAAGUAAAAAAGCCUCAAUGGGAUAGUGAAUCUGAGAGUUGCUGGAGUGAAGUAAUCCAGAUGUUCAGCUCGAGCCUGUUUGUGACCCUUAGAUGGUUUAAAACAAAGUGAGAUUAAUGUAACGCAUCUGUCAGGCAAGUAAGUGAGUUCGUUUGAGUUCUUGGAGCAAAAUGUUCUGUUUAAAAACUUAUUUUGUUCUAUUUCACUUCUUAUUUGGUUAAGCUAAUUCUAGUUGUAUUAAUUUGUUCAUAGUUAACAUAUUGGUCCUUUACACUUUUGCCUUUAAAUGUGUGGGCUAGUUUGAAUUGUUCAAAAAAACAUUUUAUUUUCCUGUCACCCCCUCACUUGUUCAGACAUAAACUAUAACUUAUAUUAGCAGAUAAACAAACAGAUGCCCAAUGCUGGCUGAAGCACGCUACUUGACUGUCAUCCAAGAAUCUGUGGAGCAUCUUAACUGAACCUUAACCCCCUAAAAAGAUAAUUUAACAGCUAAAUCUAGAGAUCUUGAAGAUGCAGUGCUUGCAGUGACCUGAAGGAGGCACUAUGAGCUCACAUGCAUUAGCACAUUCAGAGUUUUCUGGUUUCUUAUUUUAUAUUCCUGAGAAAGCUAAAUCAAGCUGGAGAUUAGACUGUAGCGGAUCUUGUGUGCUGGAAAGGCAUGGAUUAUUGGUUUUAUUCUCUUUUUAAGUCCUCUAACCUAGUUCGAUUUAAAAAUGUACCUAAUUUAACUUAUCUAAGAAAUAGUCUUUUUCAAAGAUGUCUUUUACAUGGUGUUUAAAUAUGACUUGACUGUUUGGAAAAACCCACCGAAUGAAUGUUUUAGGAAGUUUUUAAAAGCUCUCUUGAGAGAUGCUUACAGAUGGUUGUGCUUAUUUAUUGUAUUUGACUUCUAAAAUGAGUCUCUAAUAAAUCUUAAUGAAGUUUCUUAUUGUACCCUAAA